Molecule: messenger RNA, 1375 nt
Organism: Amoebophrya sp. A25
Lineage: Eukaryota; Dinophyceae; Syndiniales; Amoebophryaceae
Source: the annotation of a GenBank genome assembly
CACGACUACGUGGCUGGCUUCAAGCGGAAUCACCGACAGUGUGAAUACUCGAAUCGCAAGUACGACACUAGUCCGACUUCUGUUGAGGUAGAAGUGCCCCCUUCUGAAGUAGAAGGAGUUCAAGUCGGAGAUGGACACCUAGAUGCCGAUUUGACGAACUCGCAGAAGAAAGCGGCAGGUAAUGACAUGGAGGCGGGAUUCACGGAAGCGAUUGAGAGCGUGGAUUCAUUUUUAAGGUGUUUCUUGCGUUGCUUGGCAAUUCAUUUUCAUGAUAUAGUGUCCCCUGUGUCAUACAUGAGAAGAGGACGUGUGGCUGUGGCGAGGCCACCGAGGCGUCCGAUCCUCUCCUCUCCUGUGCUAUUCCUACUCCUACUUCUUCUCCUUGCCUAUUCCUAUCCCAAGUAAUAUAGUACACUCAUUGAUGGCCUUGUAGACUUAUAUACUUGUUGUACUGUAGCAACCACAUCAGUAGCUUUGAUGCACCCGCCACUGGGCCAGUCCCUGGCCACUGCCAGUCCCUGGAAAGAAAGAGGUAUAGUACUGUUAAUGAGACUGAGAGGAGUCGAAGAUCUAACAUCUGUGGAGUUGAGAGUUCACGACUACCAAUGUCAGACGCGCGUGGAUCAACGUAGACUGCAAAUGCCUGGUGGCUUCACUGAAUGGGAUGGCGAUGCAGACGCGCGAAUGGAGUCCGCUUUCGCUGCCUACCUGCGGCGCACAAAUUCUGCACAACCUAGAAGUGCCUCGACGAAUACGUCCGAAGAAGAAGCAGACGCGUUAAGAUGGGUUAAAGUAUCCUCCUACAGACUUUUACCACAGGUGGUCGAGUACGGAUCACAACACGGAGCGAACACAUGCAUGGCAUGACUUUUACCGUGAAGAUCUUCAUCAAUCUACUCUUACUUUUUUCUCCUACUCCUAUAAUUUCUUCUGAUAAUGAUCUCCGUUGAUUAAUUUACAUAGUUGUGAGGAACACAUCACAUGCAAGCUCUAAAGACAGCAGCUGUAGUCGAAGACGAAAGAGAACAACUAGAAGUAGGAGAUAAAAAGGAAGUGGGUAGUACUGAAGUGGACAAGCGGGAGAAAAGUCGUGGUAAAGAAAGUGAUGCCAACGUGUCAACAGGAGAAAAAACAACUAUUAAGGUCAGCUUUUGUCCAUUUUUGUCAGCUGCUCGAUACCCUUUGCCCUUGUAUCUCAUGGGAGCGGGGUCGAGAGUCUCUAAAUCCUGAGAGAGUAGAAGCCGUCUCUAAAACUGCAACUCGAACAAGCUUGAGGAAAAUACCACUAGAGCCAAAGGUGUCUCCAGAGCCAGAGGUGUCUCCGAUGCUGAGACGGGCACGAUUUGAGGUGGAAAUGGAGGAGGUAGAGGACCGC